AGCCAAUACGCAGUGCGGGAGGUCCGGGGCAGGGGUGGCGGGAAGGCGCCGCGAUGGCGGGCCGGCGCGGCGCGCUCAUUGUGCUGGAGGGCGUGGACCGCGCGGGGAAAAGCACCCAGAGCCGCAAGCUGGUGGACGCACUGUGCGCCGAGGGGCACCGCGCCGAGCUGCUGCGCUUCCCCGAAAGAUCAACUGAAAUUGGCAAGCUGCUCAGCUCCUACUUGGAGAAGAAAAGUGAGGUGGAGGAUCACUCGGUGCACCUUCUCUUCUCCGCGAACCGCUGGGAGCACGUAAUUUCUCCCUGGACUGGUGUAAGCAGCCGGACGUGGGCCUCCCCAAGCCCGACCUGGUCGUCUUCCUGCAGCUGCAGCUCGCAGAGGCCGCGGCGCGGGGCGAGUUUGGCCGCGAGCGCUACGAGAGUGGCCCCUUCCAGCAGCGCGCCCUGCAGCGCUUCCAGCAGCUCCUGGCAGACCCGAGUCUGCCCUGGAAGAUGGUCAACGCCUCCAGAAGCAUCGAGGACGUCCACCGGGAGAUCCGCGCGCUGUCUGAGGACGCCAUCCAGGCUGCCGCACACAGGCCCCUGGGGCAGCUGUGGGCGUAGGAGGCUGGCCCCCUGUGCCCCAGAGACGCUUGUAAUCACUGUGCUUUCCUCGCCGAGGUCUCACAGCUGCUUCCAGAGGUCCUAUCGGGGCCGCUGAAACCCUCAGCGUGUCCUCAGGCAUCAUCAAUAAAGACAGAUGGAGACAGCAGUGGCAGCUGGGGGCCCCUGUGCUGUCGGCCUGGCCUGGCCGCACCUGGGCUGAGUGCCAGCCCCGUGUCUUAGUUUGCGGGGCCCGGCCCGGCUGUGUCAGGGCAGCAUCUGUCUCAUCUGAAUGCAUCUGGCA
Messenger RNA from Bubalus bubalis (water buffalo), 884 nucleotides. It is a transcript of the gene DTYMK, whose product is annotated as deoxythymidylate kinase. The record is from RefSeq and is a predicted model, not a curated record. Gene Ontology annotation, molecular function: ATP binding; dTMP kinase activity. The coding region runs from base 54 to 698 and encodes 214 amino acids. Gene Ontology annotation, biological process: dTTP biosynthetic process; dTDP biosynthetic process; dUDP biosynthetic process. Lineage: Eukaryota; Metazoa; Chordata; Mammalia; Artiodactyla; Bovidae. Gene Ontology annotation, cellular component: mitochondrion; cytosol; nucleus. The transcript is spliced from 4 exons.